UCUACAGUCAGAGCCUCCACACGAGACUCCAGCGAUGCGAUAAAUACUGCACCUCUGAUAUCUGGCCAUUUUGCAUCAAUAUUACAGGAUUAAACGGUCAAGACGUUUGGUCUGCAGUUUACAGCGUUUUCAUGAUGCAGUUCUUGGAUUUGUGGACCACAUUCGCCCUCUCUAAGGAUUUUUACCUGACUUGAGAACCCUAUCUUAAAUGACAUCAUACUAAGAGGAGAACUGGAUACCCAGCUUCCCAGGUCCAGCAGCACCCCUCGGUGGCCUUUGGUGGGCUGCGCGUUGGAUUUAAAACCAACCAAGCCAGUCUGAACCAUGGAUGACCUAAUCGCCAGACACUACAACUUCACUGGGAAAUUCCGCAAGGUCGACAAAGACCCGGGACUCAGAGCGGACUCUGUCGUGUUCAUCAUCGUGUGCUGCUUUAUAAUCCUGGAAAACGUUCUGGUUCUCCUUACCAUCUGGAGGACCAAGAAGUUCCACAAGCCCAUGUACUACUUCAUCGGGAACUUGGCCCUGUCAGACUUGCUGGCCGGGGUGGUGUACACGGCCAACAUCUUGCUUUCGGGAGCCAACACGUACAGGUUGACCCCGACGCAGUGGUUCUUCAGGGAAGGGAGUAUGUUUGUGGCUCUGGCUGCUUCGGUGUUCAGUCUCUUGGCCAUUGCUAUCGAGCGACACCUGACCAUGCUGAAGAUGAAGCUCCACAACAAUGGUAAGACGUGCCGGGUCUUCAUGCUCAUCAGCACUGUGUGGUUCAUCGCUGCCAUCUUGGGCGGUUUACCGAUCAUGGGAUGGAACUGCAUCGAGAGGAUGAACAACUGCUCCACAGUUUUGCCACUCUACCACAAGACCUACAUCCUCUUCUGCACCACCGUGUUCAGCGUCAUCCUCAUGGCCAUUGUCGUCCUGUACGCCCGCAUCUACGCCCUGGUGCGCACGCGGAGCCGCAAGCUGGUCUUCCGCAAGGUCUCCAACGGCCGCUGCAACAACAAGAGUUCGGAGAAGUCCAUGGCCCUCUUGAAGACCGUCAUCAUCGUGUUGAGCUGCUUCAUCGCGUGUUGGGCGCCGCUCUUCAUCCUGCUUCUCCUCGAUGUGGCCUGCCAGAUCCGCACUUGCCCGAUCCUCUACAAGGCCGAGUGGUUCCUCGCGCUGGCCGUGCUCAACUCCGCCAUGAACCCUCUGAUCUACACCCUGACCAGCAACGAGAUGCGCCGGGCCUUCAUCAAGAUGCUCAACUGCGGCGUCUGCGACCAAGCGGCGGGAAAGUUCUCCAGGCCCAUCAUGGGCGCCGAGUUCAGCAGGAGCAAGUCGGACAACUCCUCCCACCCCAAUAAGGAUGAGCCCGAAUACUCGCCCAGGGAAACCGUAGUGUCUUCUGGGAACAUCACCUCUUCUUCUUAAAGGGACUUUUUGUGGACAUUUCCGUCUUGAGUGUGUUUGUUUGUGUGGCGUCCUCAUUGUUUGUGAUCCUUAAACGGUAGCAGAAGGCUGGGAGAAACCAGGAUUUGUCAUGCGCUUACAUUAAAGACUUCGUCUUCUGCUAUUCCUGACAGAUCGCCAGAAUGUUUUUGCAACAUAGGGAAGCACUUAACCAACCAUUAUUCCGAGUUUUUUUUAUCCCUGUCAAAUGGAUACCUGUAGACAAGCACUUUCCAGGGAAUUGCUCCUUGAGAACCACCAUAGGCAUUACUGACUCGGUCUAAAAUGGAUUGAUAUGAGAAAUACUAGCUUGUUGUGGUUGUUUGUACUACAUUUUUGGAAUUAAAUUGAAGAUAUGCCGUCAAGAGGUACUUGUCUUUCUUUGAGUUAACACUAUGGUAUUAGGAUGCUAUUGUGCCCCUGAUCCAGAAUGUAUUUUGUAAAUGCAUUUGUUUGUUACGGAGCCCCGCACAUGGCAUGCAGGAAAAAAUAUUAGGCUAAAUCGUGUGCAUGAUUUACUAAUUAAUUCCCUCGGUGUACUAAAACGUGCACAUGAUUACUCUUGUGUUCCCUUGAUUUACUAUUUCAUUCACUCGAUUUAUAAAUUGUGCGCACGAUUUAUUUAUUUUUUCUUACUUGUAAUGUGCGGGGCUCCGUAGUUUUUCUUCAACUUUCAACAAAUAAACUGUUGUUGUAGAAGAGUGUUGCAUGUACAUUAGCUGUCAAUAUUAAUUUAUCUUGAAACAGUUCCAAUUAAUUUGAAACAUGGAGGGAUGGAACUAAGUGUUGUGUUAAUUAAUUGUAAAUAUAUUUUAUUAUUUUACUUUAAAAGUACGCUGUGUUUCAUAGCUCGUGCACAUUGAUCUGCUCUGCCGCCCAUCAGGGGUAGUUUUGUCUUUGAUGGGUUGCAUGGCUUAACUCUAACGAAGUUAAUUCGAUGGGAUAGAAAUAUCUGGGGAAAUUAAGAUUAAUGUCUAUGUGAAUUUUCUGUUGGCCUGUCACAUUACAACAGAAUUAAUGUACACGCUUGUAUUUUUCUGAUCCUCAUACAUACAAUCAAAUCAUGAGCCAGUUGUAUCCCUGUUCAGAGUUGCACAUUGUAACAUCUAGUCCAUGUGUUUCUAUUCUUUUAGUUGUUAAUAAAUAUUGUUGAAGAAAAAGGAA
Messenger RNA from Carassius auratus (goldfish), 2595 nucleotides. RefSeq names its product sphingosine 1-phosphate receptor 1-like. The record is from RefSeq and is a predicted model, not a curated record. Gene Ontology annotation, molecular function: sphingosine-1-phosphate receptor activity. The transcript is spliced from 2 exons. Gene Ontology annotation, cellular component: membrane. NCBI's taxonomy places the organism in Eukaryota, Metazoa, Chordata, Actinopteri, Cypriniformes, Cyprinidae. Gene Ontology annotation, biological process: G protein-coupled receptor signaling pathway. The coding region runs from base 325 to 1413 and encodes 362 amino acids.